AUGCAACAACUCUUGUUCGACAACAACUAUGAGAGUGCAAAACUGCUGAAGACCAUGCACAAGAUGCAAAAGAAAUAUGAAGCCCUUAUUCAAAAUCUCAAAAAAAGUAUUUUAAAAACUGAAAACAAAACCCCCAAACUUUAUUUAAAGUUCCUGAAUUCUCAUCAUAUUUCUCUCUUUCAAGCGGUUUACGCAUCUCAAACCAUCAAUGUAUAUGAAAUUUUUUAUAUAGUUUGUUACUGUUGCAGAAGGUCUGCCUGUGAGGUUUUGGAUCCAAUUUGUGGAAUUGGGUUCAUUUUUUGUUUUGGAAGUUUGAUUAUCCUCAUUUGGUGGCGUGAAUAA
Messenger RNA from Lactuca virosa, 342 nucleotides. The record is from the annotation of a GenBank genome assembly. NCBI's taxonomy places the organism in Eukaryota, Viridiplantae, Streptophyta, Magnoliopsida, Asterales, Asteraceae.